AGCCGGCGCUGAUCAACAAGUACCUCUUCCUCGACUACACCAACAAGACUGCAGGAUGGAUAGAUGCCCCUAGCUGUGGAGCUGAGCCCCUGCUGCCGCCGCCCUCCCCUCCAACACCAUCCCCACCUGUUUCCAAAACAGCCACUCGCUCUCUCUCCUCGCUGCCACCAGCACUCUCAGCUGCCCUUGUUCUUGCCACCUCCGCCGCCCUGCUUGCUCUCAGCCUCCUCCUAGCCCGGCCCCUCCCACUGUCGCGCCCUCCCCCUGCCCGUCGCGUCGCCCCCCCUCCCCUUCCCCUGCCCGUCGCGUCGCCUCCUCUCCCCCUGCCCGUCGCGUCGCCUCCCCCCCCCCUGCCCGUCGCGUUCGCCUCCCCUUCCCCUGCCCGUCGCGUCGCCUCCCUUCCCCCUGCCCGUCGCGUCGCCUCCCCUCCUCCUGCCCGUCGCGUUCGCCUCCCCUUCCCUUGCCCGUCGCGUCGCCUCCCUUCCCCCUGCCCGUCGCGUCGCCUCCCCUCCUCCUGCCCGUCGCGUUCGCCUCCCCUUCCCCUGCCCGUCGCGUCGCCUCCCUUCCCCCUGCCCGUCGCGUCGCCUCCCCUCCUCUUGCCCGUCGCGUUCGCCUCCCCUUCCCCUGCCCGUCGCGUCGCCUCCCUUCCCCCUGCCCGUCGCGUCGCCCUCCCCUCCCCGCCCCUUCCCACCGUCGACAACCUCCUCCCCGCCCCUGUCCUACCGUCGCGCCCGUACCCUCAGACGUAG
Closterium sp. Naga37s-1 is the source of this 749-nucleotide messenger RNA. The record is from the annotation of a GenBank genome assembly. Lineage: Eukaryota; Viridiplantae; Streptophyta; Zygnematophyceae; Desmidiales; Closteriaceae.